AUGGACAGCUGCUUGUUUUGCAAAAUAGCCAAUAAGGAAAUGGGAACUAUUCUCUGCGAGAACAAAGAGGCAUUCGUUAUUGCUGAUAUCAAUCCGCUAAGCAAAGGACACCUACUAGUUAUCCCGAAACAGCACGCACCCAGACUGGGCGAUGUGCCUGACACAGUGCUGCAGAGCGUGGCAACAUACAUUAAAAAAGUAGCAAUGAAGCUAGGGCUGGAUAAGUACAAUAUUCUCCAGAACAACGGACACAUUCAGUCAGUACACCACGUGCACUUCCACAUCAUACCGUACAAUGAAGAGGACAAAGAAGGACUGAACAUUAGCUGGAAAGUCUCUGAGAAAGGAAAGGCCAGUGUGCCCGAGUGCAUCGAAGAGUACAAGAAAAAGCUGCAAUCGCUAAAUCAAAAUAAUAAAUAA
This is a messenger RNA of Nematocida minor, 420 nucleotides long. RefSeq lists its product as uncharacterized. Gene Ontology annotation, biological process: nucleotide metabolic process. Lineage: Eukaryota; Fungi; Microsporidia. The record is from RefSeq and is a predicted model, not a curated record. The transcript has a single exon. Bases 1 to 420 code for a protein of 139 amino acids. Gene Ontology annotation, molecular function: catalytic activity.